Molecule: messenger RNA, 1212 nt
Organism: Rangifer tarandus platyrhynchus (Svalbard reindeer)
Lineage: Eukaryota; Metazoa; Chordata; Mammalia; Artiodactyla; Cervidae
Source: the annotation of a GenBank genome assembly
AUGACAGCCAUCAUCAAAGAGAUCGUUAGCAGAAACAAAAGGAGAUAUCAAGAGGAUGGAUUCGACUUAGACUUGACCUAUAUUUAUCCAAACAUUAUUGCUAUGGGGUUUCCUGCAGAAAGACUUGAAGGCGUAUACAGGAACAAUAUUGAUGAUGUAGUAAGGUUUUUGGAUUCAAAGCAUAAAAACCAUUACAAGAUAUACAAUCUAUGUGCUGAAAGACAUUAUGAUACCGCCAAAUUUAAUUGCAGAGUUGCACAGUAUCCCUUUGAAGACCAUAAUCCACCACAGUUAGAACUUAUCAAACCCUUUUGUGAAGAUCUUGACCAAUGGCUAAGUGAAGAUGACAAUCAUGUUGCAGCGAUUCACUGUAAAGCUGGAAAGGGACGAACUGGUGUAAUGAUUUGUGCAUAUUUGUUACAUCGGGGCAAAUUUUUAAAGGCACAAGAGGCCCUAGAUUUCUACGGGGAAGUAAGGACCAGAGACAAAAAGGGAGUAACUAUUCCCAGUCAGAGGCGCUAUGUGUAUUAUUAUAGCUACCUGUUAAAGAAUCAUCUGGAUUAUAGACCAGUGGCACUGUUGUUUCACAAGAUGAUGUUUGAAACUAUUCCAAUGUUCAGUGGCGGAACUUGCAAUCCUCAGUUUGUGGUCUGCCAGCUAAAGGUGAAGAUAUAUUCCUCCAAUUCAGGACCCACACGACGGGAAGACAAGUUCAUGUACUUUGAGUUCCCUCAGCCGUUGCCUGUGUGUGGUGACAUCAAAGUAGAGUUCUUCCACAAACAGAACAAGAUGCUAAAAAAGGACAAAAUGUUUCACUUUUGGGUAAACACAUUCUUCAUACCAGGACCAGAGGAAACCUCAGAAAAAGUAGAAAAUGGAAGUCUAUGUGAUCAAGAAAUUGAUAGUAUUUGCAGUAUAGAGCGUGCAGAUAAUGACAAAGAAUAUCUAGUACUCACUUUAACAAAAAAUGAUCUCGACAAAGCAAAUAAAGACAAGGCCAACCGAUACUUUUCUCCAAAUUUUAAGGUGAAGCUGUACUUCACAAAAACAGUAGAGGAGUCAUCAAACCCAGAGGCUAGCAGUUCAACUUCUGUAACACCAGACGUUAGUGACAAUGAACCUGAUCACUAUAGAUAUUCUGACACCACUGACUCUGAUCCAGAGAAUGAGCCUUUUGAUGAAGAUCAGCAUACACAAAUUACAAAAGUCUGA